Messenger RNA from Cyphellophora europaea CBS 101466, 342 nucleotides. RefSeq names its product 60S acidic ribosomal protein P2. Lineage: Eukaryota; Fungi; Ascomycota; Eurotiomycetes; Chaetothyriales; Cyphellophoraceae. Bases 1 to 342 code for a protein of 113 amino acids. Gene Ontology annotation, cellular component: ribosome; cytosolic large ribosomal subunit. Gene Ontology annotation, biological process: cytoplasmic translational elongation. The record is from RefSeq and is a predicted model, not a curated record. Gene Ontology annotation, molecular function: structural constituent of ribosome. The transcript is spliced from 2 exons.
AUGAAGCACCUCGCGGCCUACCUUCUCCUUGGCCUUGCUGGCAACUCGAGCCCAUCUGCCGACGACGUCAAGGGCGUUCUCUCUUCCGCCGGUAUCGAUGCUGACGAUGAGCGCCUGUCCAAGCUGAUUGAGGAGCUUGAGGGCAAGGACAUCAAUGAGUUGAUCUCUGCCGGUACCGAGAAGCUCGCAUCCGUCCCAUCUGGCGGUGCCGGUGGCGCUGCUGCUGGUGGUGCUGCUGCUCCCGCCGCUGGCGGUGCCGCUGCCGCCGAGGAGGAGGCGCCUGCUAAGGAGGAAGAGAAGGAGGAGUCCGAUGAGGACAUGGGCUUCGGUCUGUUCGACUAA